AUGUCCCUCGACCAUUCUCCGACCCGCGAUGGCGGCGGCUGGUCGUCGCCCGGUCUCACGACAAAUUACGAUGAGGGAACGGCGCGGUCACGAGGGGGCAGUCCGAGCAAGAAGUAUGGGGACUUGAUGAAUGGCGGCUCAGGCCAUGUUACAUGGGCGAAGGCAAAGGCGGGCUCUGCCAGAGUACAGAGGUCGAAUGAGGGCAGUUUCAUGCGCCACAUGCGGAAGAUGUCUUCGGGGCUGCCAUACUUCUCCGAUCGGUCGACGUAUGCAGAGAAAGAGAAGCUGGGUCGAGGGCGGUCUUGGAAGAGGAUGGAUUGGAGGGAUCUACCUAGAAGAGUCGGACUGCUCAUCUCGAGAAGGCGGAAAUACGUGGCAUUAUUGACGAUGGUGCUGUUGAUGAUAUUGCUUUUCACGAAUAAGACGGUAAACUACUGGUAUAGACGGACAUCAUGGCUUGGUGGCGGCAGCAAAUUUGUGAUCAUCCUCGGUGCGAACCAAGGCGGUGGUGUCAUGGAUUGGAAAGGACCCAGAGAAUGGGCAAUAGAACGGGACAGCGUGAAGAACAAGAAGAAUUACGCCGCGGAAUGGGGCUACGAGAUGGAGAUUGCAGACAUGAGCACGAAGAAGCGGUAUGCGCAUGAAUGGAGAGAAAGCUGGGAGAAGGUGGACGUGAUACGGAACUCGAUGAGGAAAUAUCCUGAUGCUGAAUGGUUCUGGUGGCUUGACCUCAACACCUUCAUAAUGGAGCCGAAGGUUUCUCUCCAGUCGCACAUCUUCAACAACGUCGGCGAUGUCGCAUACCGAGACAUCAACGCCUACAACCCACUCCACAUCGCCCACCCUCCCAAUGGCACCUCCGCCGACCCCAACGCCCCCAAAUACACCAACUACCUCGACCCCGAAGCUCUGUCCGCAGUCGGCGACGGCGACCCGAACAGCAUCAACAUCCUCAUUCCUCAAGACUGCGGAGGCUUCAACCUGGGCAGCUUCUUCGUACGAAGAUCGGCGUGGACAGAUCGAUUGUUGGACAUCUGGUGGGACCCAGUCUUCUAUGAGCAAAAGCACAUGGAGUGGGAGCAUAAAGAGCAGGAUGCACUGGAAUACAUCUACACGAACCAGCCUUGGAUCCGACCGCACUUUGGCUUCAUCCCGCAGCGGAAGAUCAACGCUUUCCCGAACAAGGCUUGCGGUGAUGACCGACAUGUGCCAGAGGGCGGGUGUAGGACGCUGAAGGCUGAUGACCCGGAGGCGGAGAAAACGGAGUGCGGUAUUCAAGGGAUACACUAUCAGGAGCAAGAGCGGGACUUCCUGGUUAACAUGGCAGGUUGCGAAUGGGGCCGCGACUGCUGGGGCGAGAUGUACAACUUCCGCCAACUCAGCAACCACCUGAACCGCGGACGGUGGGAGAGAGUUGUAGACUCGAUACGGGAUUACUUUAAGAGGCGGACGGAAGCGAAUCAACCGCAGCAGCAGCAAUGA
Molecule: messenger RNA, 1482 nt
Organism: Saxophila tyrrhenica
Lineage: Eukaryota; Fungi; Ascomycota; Dothideomycetes; Mycosphaerellales; Extremaceae
Gene: MNN10
Product: alpha-1,6-mannosyltransferase
Exons: 4
Coding region: 1-1482 (493 amino acids)
Biological process (GO): protein N-linked glycosylation
Cellular component (GO): Golgi membrane
Molecular function (GO): glycosyltransferase activity
Source: RefSeq, a predicted model, not a curated record